Molecule: messenger RNA, 3485 nt
Organism: Cyanistes caeruleus (blue tit)
Lineage: Eukaryota; Metazoa; Chordata; Aves; Passeriformes; Paridae
Source: RefSeq, a predicted model, not a curated record
UCCCAAGGCACGACUGCCCCUGGGUGCCUGUCGGGCUCGGCCGUGCGGCUGUGAAGGGCAGGGAGGGAAGGCCUGAGCGACAGGGAAAGCGAAACCUCUGCUCGGCGAGGGUAGCAGCGCCGUACUUGGUGGGAUCCACGGGGAGGUGGAUCCUGGCGGGGGGAGAUGGAUAUCGGGGCUGGAAAGGAGCAACAGUGUGUGCAAAGGGUUGUCUCGGAAUCGCUGUGUACAUUUGCAGAGUUCAUGUACUGGAGAGGAUCUUGCAGAGGCCACAAGAUAAUUUGGAGUCUGGAGCAUCUGGCUUCAUGAGGGUGCUGGGCCUGUUUAGUCUGGAGAACAGAGGACUGAGAGGGGAUCUCAUUAAUGCACAUAAGUAUGUCAGAGGUGGAUUACAAGGUGGGUGAUGGCUCUUCAGUGAUGCCCAGCAAAAGAAUGAGGAGCAGUGGCCAUAAACUAGAGAUCGAAAGUUUCACCUCAAUGUGAGAAUCAACUUUACAUUAAGGAUAGCAGAACAUGCCCAGGGGAACAUGCUGUGCUGGGAGCUUGUGGAGUCUGACUCUCUGGAGACAUUGAAAACCCUCCUGGAUACAUUCCUGUGUCACCUGCUCAAGGUGACCAUCCCUCAUCAGGGGGCUUGUACUAGAUGAUCUUCAGAGGUCCCUUCCAACCCCAACAUUCUGUGAUUCUCUGGAAUCACUAUAGACAGUUGAAGUCAUUGUACAUCUGUACCAGGACCUGUUGUGUUACAGUGAUGUUUGAGUUGUCCCUCUCUCAAAUCUGUUUUUAAGGUGAAUUCUAUUAUUUAAAUCAUACAUCCUCCUUUGCUGAAAGUUUUGCCACUGCAGAAUAAACUUAACUUUAUAACCUACAGGUGUAGUGGUGCAGCUGUAUUUAAUGCUGAUUUUUAUCAGCAAUACAAUUUAUUUAGAGUCAUAGAAUUGUCAAAUUUGGAAGAGACCUUUAGUCUCCAGUGCAAUUGUCCAUCCAGCACUGCUACUGUAACCUGUAAACUACAUCACCCAGCAUCGCAUCCAGGAGUCCCCUGCACACUUCCAGGGAUGGUAACUCCACCAUCUCUCUGGGUAACCUAUUCCAAUGCUUCACCACCCGAACAAUGUAUUUUUUUCCCUUAAUAUCUAAUCUGAAUCUCCCCUGUCUCAGUUUAAGACCAUUUCCUCUGGUCCUCUCACUGCAGGCACAGCAGAAGAAAUCAGUCCCCACUUCACUAGAACCUUCUUUCAGGUAUCAUGAUAUGGUUCCUACUUCCUUCAGUUUGCUAUUUAUAUAGCAAAUAUAUAUAGUAGAUAUUUAAAACAACUACCAUGUAGAUAUUCCACAUGUCUCUGGCAAAAGUGCUUCAGCUGCCGCUUCCAAUUUAACUCAUGUUUUAUUGCAUAUGCAUUUGAGUGUUACUGUCAGUUGUACAUCUGAUGGAAUUUACAGUUUGUUGUAAAGAAGUAAAAUAGUUCUGUGCUUUUGGAUUUAGUUAGUAUAGACACAUGAAUUUAUUUCAAAUUUACCUUUACAGGUAUGCUGUGUUUUAGCAGCCCUUUUAGGUUUCUGGAAAUGGAGAUUUUCUGCCCAAGCUAGAAAUAUUACAGGAAAUGCAGAAAAAUAUGUGCAGCUGCAGUACUGGAAAAAGCAUCAUGAGGUCUUCCCUCUUUCCUGAGAAGGAACAAGGCACUGACUAAAGGCAAAAGAAGCAGAGCUGAAGAAAGAUUAUCUCUGCUUGCAGAUCAUAAAAAAGUUUACAAUGGCAAUGCUCUGGAAAUUCAUGAGAGUAGCUAAGUACUCUAAAACAGCUUUAUCACCAAAAGUAAAGGUAAGAGGAAUUCCCACCCAUUCAAGGCAUUCUUCAUCCAAGUCUGCACCUUCAGAUUUUGCUGCCAGUGCACCCUGCUCAAAUACUGUGGAACUGCUUGGUAAAUCUUAUCCUCAAGAUGACUACAGCAAUGUCACAGAGAAGAUUCUUUCCAAGGUGGGGAAGAACUUGCACAACAGAAAGCAUCACCCUUUGUGGCUAAUCAAGGAGCAGGUGAAGGAGCACUUCUACAAACACUAUCUAGGACGCCGUGGGACUCCGCUCUUUUCUGUGUAUGACGGUCUUUCUCCAGUGGUUACAGUCCAGCAGAAUUUUGAUAGUUUACUUAUUCCACAAAACCAUGCCAGCAGAAGGAAAGAGGAUAACUAUUACUUGAAUCGUGACCACAUGCUAAGAGCUCAUACAUCGGCUCAUCAGUGGGACUUGAUACACUCCGGCCUAGACGCCUUUCUGGCAGUGGGAGAUGUCUACCGCCGAGACACGAUUGAUAACACCCACUACCCAGUCUUCCAUCAGAUGGAGGGAGUGCGCCUCUUCUCCUGCCACGAGCUGUUCUCCAGCAUUAAAGAUGGUGAAGGUUUACAGCUGUUUGAGCAAGGCCAUCGCACUGCACACAAGCAGGAGUGUCACACCAUGGAAGCAGUGAGGCUGGUGGAGUUCAACCUGAAGCAGGUGCUCACGAAGCUCAUGACUCACAUCUUUGGUGACGGACUGCAAGUCAGAUGGGUAGAUUGCUACUUCCCAUUUACUCACCCUUCCUUUGAGAUGGAAAUCAACUUCCAAGGAGAAUGGAUGGAGGUCCUGGGCUGCGGGGUGAUGGAGCAGCAGCUUGUUAACUCAGCUGGUGCUCAGGAUAAAAUUGGCUGGGCAUUUGGCUUGGGUUUGGAGAGGCUGGCCAUGAUCCUGUAUGAUAUCCCUGACAUCCGACUGUUCUGGAGUGAAGAUGAACGCUUCUUGAAACAAUUUAUUGGGCCUCACAUUUGGCAAAAAAUAAAGUUCCAGCCACUCAGCAGAUACCCACCUUUGAUCAAUGACAUCUCCUUUUGGCUGCCUUCUGAGACAUACUCUCAGAAUGAUUUCUAUGAUUUGGUUCGAACCAUUGGUGGAGACUUGAUAGAAAAGGUUGUCCUACUGGAUGAAUUUGCACAUCCAAAGACAAAGAAGGUCAGCCACUGCUACCGUAUCGUUUACCGGCACCCGGAGAGGACGCUAACGCAGGACGAGGUGCAUCGCAUCCAUCAAGCUAUUGAGGAGUCAGCAGUUCGGGAGCUUGGGGUGGAGGGCAGGUUCUAGCAAUGCUGCUCUGGAGCCCCAAGGACAGUUGCUUUUUUCUUUCUUUUUUUCUUUUUUUUCUUUUUUUCUUUUUUUUUUUUUUUAGUUAUUUUUUUCUUCAUUUUUUGGGGGUGGUUUUAGGUCACAGGUAGAGAGGGUGGUUUUUUGACUGAACACAAAAAGGGAUUGAUAAAUGGGCAGUGAUAAAACUGGCAGGUAAUAAACAUUACUACUGAGAAAUCAUUGAUGAAGCACUGGUGCUUUAUUUUAAGAAAUGGGGGAACAGCAGUAAUGUAAGAUUGUAAGAUUUCCCUCCUGUUACACUGCCUGGUGGUUUUUUGUGUUGUUAAUUGGUCCCUGGGUUCCAUUAAACUCUAAAUACUUGGCAUUA